AUGCUCAUAGUUGGUCUCAGUGGCGGUGUGGCCACCGGAAAAUCUACGGUCUCGAAUGUUUUCCGCGCGCACGGUGUACCAAUCAUUGACGCGGAUUUGGUCGCAAGACAAGGUAUGUCAUUUUCUUUCCGCAACCCCCAAAAACCACGUGUUUUGCAGUUGUUGUCCCGGGAACUUCGACAUAUCAAAAAUUGCGCGCGGAAUUCGGAGCGGAAUAUUUCGACGAUGAGCACGGCGGUUUAUUGCGCAGAGAAAAGUUGGGAAAACUCGUCUUCAAUGAUCCGGAAAAGCGGAAAAAGCUGAACGGAAUCACGCAUCCCGCAAUCCGCUGGGAAAUGCUCAAGCAAUUCUUGUAUCUGCUAUUCACCGGCACCAAAUUGGCGGUUUUCGACACACCUUUGCUGUUUGAAGCCGGAUAUGAUCGAUUUAUUGGCACGACGAUUGUUGUUUGGUGUGAUCGGGAUAAGGAAAUCGCGCGGAUGAUGAAACGCGAUAAUUUGAGCCGCGAAGACGCGGAAUCGCGGAUUAAUGCGCAAAUGGAUAUUGGUAGGAGCAAAAAAUAUGGUUUUUUGACGUCGAAACAUCAGUUUCCAUCAAAAAUGAUGAGAAAUCGAGCUUCUGCGGUGAAAUCUCAUGAAAUUUGACCUAAAAAUCCCUUUUUCAGAAGCUUGUGCUGAUUUUAAGAUCAAAUGUCAUCAGGUUUCACAAAUCUCAUGAAAUUUGACCUAAAAAUCAGCAAAACCUUCUGAAAAGUGGAUUUUUAGGUCAAAUUUCAUCAGAUAUCACCCCAGAAUCUUUAAAAACCUCGAUUUGUCAUCAUUUCUCAGUUUUCAGUCAAAAAUGAUGACAAAUCGAGAUUUUUAAAGCUUCUGAUGUGAAAUCUCAUGAAAUUUGACCUAAAAAUAUACUUUUCAGAAGUUUGUGCUGAAAAUGGACGGAUUUCUGGUGAAUUUCGAAAAAGUUCAUGGAAUUUUGAGGUCAAAUUUCAUGAGCUUUAAAAACCUUCAUCAUUUUUGGCUGAAAAUCAGUGUGCUCUUAAAAAAUCCAUAAUUUUUUGCAGAAGAGAAGAAAAAACGCGCGAAAAUCGUCAUAGACAACAAUGGAGACAUCGAUGAUCUACGGGAUAAGGUAACAAUUUCUUAAAUUCCUUUAAAAUCUGAAAAAUUUUCCAGGCUCGUGAAAUAAUCGCUGAUCUCGACAAAUCUUGGAAACCCUACAUUCACUAUCUAAUUCUAGCCGUCAUUUUUGGCGUUUUGCCAUUGUAUCUUUUGAAAAAGUUUCGAUAA
Caenorhabditis angaria is the source of this 1286-nucleotide messenger RNA. The record is from the annotation of a GenBank genome assembly. Lineage: Eukaryota; Metazoa; Nematoda; Chromadorea; Rhabditida; Rhabditidae.